AGCUGUCGCUGGCGAAACAGCGCAUUUGCGCGGUGCAUUCGCGUAAGGUAAUUUCAGUUUUGCUAGUGGUAACCGUCAUUUAAAUAAAGCAUGUCUACGUAUCAGUUGGCUCCACGACGCCCUUUCAACAUUGAACAGGUGAUAAAAAUUCUCCAUGAGGUCAUGGAGACCCACCUAUCCACAGUAAAGUAUGAGCCUGCUGCCUGUCCACAGCUCUGUGCCCACAUCACAAGGAAUGUCAGGGAGAAAGUGAAGGCCAUGAAUUUUGACAGGUAUAAAAUAGUUGUAACAUGCAGCAUCUUCCAAAAGGAAAAUCAAGGCCUGCAUGUUGGACUUCGAUGCUUAUGGGAUCCACAGCAUGACAACUAUGUUUCUGAAUCAUAUGAAACAACACAGUUCAUUGCUUUGACAUGUGUGUAUGGCAUCUACCAUGAUUAAUGCUUUCCAUAGCUGUGGAAGUGAUGAGCAGUAAGAUACCAUUAAUGGAAGCAAACUAUAACAUCAAAUGAAUGUGCAAAAGUUUACUGGAUGUGAUAUUCAAUUCUCUCCAUAAUGGGAAUAAAAGGCUGUAACAAUUAUGUUAAUAUAUUGAUAGGAGAUUACAUUUUG
This is a messenger RNA of Schistocerca americana (American grasshopper), 609 nucleotides long. RefSeq names its product dynein light chain Tctex-type 5-B-like. Gene Ontology annotation, molecular function: dynein intermediate chain binding. Lineage: Eukaryota; Metazoa; Arthropoda; Insecta; Orthoptera; Acrididae. The coding region runs from base 91 to 438 and encodes 115 amino acids. The transcript is spliced from 3 exons. Gene Ontology annotation, cellular component: cytoplasm; cytoplasmic dynein complex. Gene Ontology annotation, biological process: microtubule-based movement. The record is from RefSeq and is a predicted model, not a curated record.